CUUCUUCUCAAUCCCCUGCAUCUCUAACACCAUUCUUUUUGUUUCUCUUUGACUACUGCAAAUGGAAACAAAGGAAGAAGAGGAUGCCAGCUUGGUGGAAGAAAGAGAAGCAAAGGUGGUGCCUUUACUUUAUCCAGGGGUUCACAUCAAGAGAAAAGCAUGGUUUCUGAAGCCCAUUGCAAACACCAUGGAUGAUGGACUCCCUGAAACUCCAGUAACUCAUCCUCCGCACUAUAAAGCUCCCACCUUUACCUCUGAAGAACCCCACAAUGUCAAACUUGAAGGGUGGGUGAACCCACAGGCACUGUGGGUGAAGUGGGUGAGCAAGCUUCAACCACGUUAUGGUGAUUCAUGGAGGAAAGCCGGCAUCUUUGAUGCAAUCCAGGUCUCCACUUACAAAAUCAAGAAAAGCCUUUCUUUGGUUCUUGGAGUUGCUGCUUUCUGGUGCCAAGAAACCAAUACAUUUCUCUUCCCUUGGGGUGAGGCCACUCUCACACUGGAGGAUGUCAUGGUGCUUGGAUGUUUUUCCGUUCUCGGUGAGCCAGUGCAAGGGGAACCUCUUCCUGGUGAGCGAGCAGAGCUUGAAUUUCAAAUGAUUCAAGAGCUGAGAAAUUUCAACCAGUCUUCUUGCAAGAAAGCACAUCAGUCAGCAUGGAUGAAGCACUAUUACUCUCAAGGUAAUGGAGGUGAGUUGGAGCACAUUGCUUUCUUGGCAUUUUGGUUGUCUAGAUUUGUUCUUCCUGUUCAUCCUGUAGAUACAGUGAGACGCAGUGUGAUACCUAUUGCCAUUAGAUUGGCUCAGGAAACAAGGAUAUCUUUUGCACCUGCGGUACUUGCAAGUCUUUACCAUGAUUUGGGAAUGGUUAAGAACUAUGUUCUUGCUAAUGGCCAGAGAAGGCAAUCUCCCUUUGGUUUUUGGUGGCUAAUUUCAAGAUACUGCAUCUGUGGGUGUGGGAGAGGGUGGGCACUUCAAUGGCGCCCUUAUCCUAUGAUUAGUGUGGAUGAAGGGAAAUGGUUUACUGGUUGUGUGGAUGAAGAUGAUGAACUGAGAUCGUUUGCUCGGUGUUUGAGAAUGUGUGAGCUUGUUGGGAUCGAUUGCAUUGAGAAGUACUUUCCAAACAGAGUGGUGUUAUUUAGUGGUGUAGUUGAAUUUGAUGAGAAACCGGGAAAUUCUAAGAAGAGUUUUAAAAAAUUUCUGAGGGAGCUGCAUGCAGUUAAGAAGAGGAAGAGGAUGGUUAAUGGGAAGAAACAGAGAGAUGGAGAUUCUUAUGAUAUUAAACUUUUCGAUUGGCUUUCUCUGAACAAGCGUACUUCGAGCAAGAAGAUGAAUCCUGUUGAUGAUCAUUCUAUUUCUGCUCCUUCGAAUAUCAAGGUGAAUGGUUUAUGUUUAACUGACAAAAAGAGAAGAGCUAAGAAAAUUUUGCUGAAAAAGAAGAAGAAGAAGAGACUCUCACAUCUUGAUGAAGCUAAGAACAAGAGUGAUGUAUUUACACAAACAGAAGAAGGAGAAAGAAGGCAAAGUAGAGAACCUGCUCAAUCUGAGAUUAAUGAUAAAGAGAACAUGAAUGGAGAGUCAAUUUACAGUUCAUCAUUUAUUGAGGAACUUGAAGCAGCGUUUGAGCCUCAACUGGCAAAAAUUCAGAGCAAUGAAACUGUGAACAGUGUGAAUUCAAUCAGGAAAGAAUCAGAACUUGCAAUGCAGAUUAAAAAGCUCAAAGAAGAGAUUGCUGUAAUUGAAGCAAGAGUGAUGAGCUUGGAUUCCUUGAGAGAUGGAAACCCAUGCUCAGUAAUGCCUUCAUCUAGUGUGUGUAUAUCUGGUAAAGAUAAAUCUUAA
Molecule: messenger RNA, 1834 nt
Organism: Dioscorea cayenensis subsp. rotundata (Guinea yam)
Lineage: Eukaryota; Viridiplantae; Streptophyta; Magnoliopsida; Dioscoreales; Dioscoreaceae
Exons: 3
Coding region: 62-1834 (590 amino acids)
Biological process (GO): meristem development; meristem maintenance
Source: RefSeq, a predicted model, not a curated record